This is a messenger RNA of Tarenaya hassleriana, 4075 nucleotides long. RefSeq names its product RNA polymerase II C-terminal domain phosphatase-like 3. Gene Ontology annotation, molecular function: RNA polymerase II CTD heptapeptide repeat phosphatase activity. Gene Ontology annotation, cellular component: nucleus. Lineage: Eukaryota; Viridiplantae; Streptophyta; Magnoliopsida; Brassicales; Cleomaceae. The record is from RefSeq and is a predicted model, not a curated record. The transcript is spliced from 12 exons. Bases 268 to 3942 code for a protein of 1224 amino acids.
UUCGUCUCUCGAAUUCCUCUCUGUUUAAGCUAAAGGAAAAAAUAAUAAUAAUUUCGAAAUCUGGAAAGGAAACGAAUAAAACUUGAAAAUUCGCCUCCGGGAUUGCUAGAUCUCGGAUCGGGAAUUUGAAUUUUUUGAAAAUUCCUUCGCAUGGAUUGUGAUAAUUCUAUAGAACCCUAAUUCGUUUUGGUUUCUGAUCGAUUUGUUUACGGAACCCUCGAUCCGUAACAAGUGUCGCAUUUUUUUGCUGGGUUUUCUUCGGAUUGCAUGUUUGUUGCUGGAUCCGGCUGUUCUAGAACCCUAAUUGGAAUGGGCAAGGAUGAUGAGAGCGUGGUAAUGGCGGAUGUAGAGGAAGGCGAAAUCUCCGAUGCAGCGUCGGUGGAGGAAAUCUCCGAAGACGAUUUCGUCAGGCAGCAGGGGAGGACUUCGUCAUCUCCGGCGGCGAUUGCGGCUGCCGGCGGAGGAGGAAACAACAUCGGAGCAAGAGGAAGUAAUGGCAGUAACCCUAGGGUUUGGACGAUGCGUGAUCUGCUUACCAAGUACCCAGGUUAUCGUGGGUACGCAGCUUCUGGUCUGUACAACUUUGCUUGGGCUCAAGCUGUGCAGAACAAAUCCCUCAACGAAGCAAUGGGAAUGGAAAUCGGAUCUGAAAACGAGAAAGGAUCGUCACAGAGCAGGAUCAAAGAGGGUGAUAAGAUUGCGAUUGAUGACAGUGAGGAUAAUGAGAGAGAGGAAGGUGAAUUGGAGGAAGGUGAAAUCGAUUUGGAUUCUGUCCCAAUUGAUGAUAAGCUGGGUGUUGUAGGGAUUCAGACCAAACCAGUAUCAGGAGCCGUUGCUAAUGUUGUUCAGACAGACACGAAGGAGAAAGAUUUAGAGAACAGAGUGAAACUGAUUCGUGCUGUUUUGGAAAGUACGUCUCUGGUAGAAGCGCAUGCAGCAUUUGGAGGAGUUUGUUCCAAACUUUUGGGAGCUUUGGAGUCUCUGCAGGAACUGGUUUCAGAAAACGAUGAUUUCCCAAAGAGGGAUACUCUAAUUCAACUGUCGUUUGCUGCACUUGAAACUGUAAACUCUGUGUUCUGCUCCAUGAACAUUAUCUCCAAGGAGCUGAACAAAGAGACUAUGUCAAGGUUGCUUUCGAUUGUGAAGAGCCAUUUUUCUCGGUAUCUCUCGUCUAACCAAAUCAAAGAGGUGGGUUCCUCUGGUUUGAAUGCCGAUGGCCAGAAAGAUGAAAACUUUCCUCUGCACUUCAAAGCUCGAGAAGAAAGAGUGUCUAUAAGCUUCUCCCCCGGUGCUCUUUGUGCUGGAACUGGCAAUAAGGAGGAAGAAGGGAUGGCCAUUGAUGGAAUUACUCAAAAAGAUAAUGGUGUUAUUGCAUCAAGUUUCGGCAGUGUGGUUCCUUCUGGUGUUAGUGAUUCUGCUAACGCCAAUAACGUUUGGUCGGAAGCUUCAAAACGAGGAACCUCUUAUUUAAGAAGUAGAAUGCCUUUGCUUCCUCUGCUAGACCUUCAUAAGGAGCAUGAUAUAGACAGCCUUCCCUCACCGACAAGGGAAUCAACACCGUGUUUACCCGUUGUGGUCAAAGUAGGUAUUCAUGUCGGUAAAGAAGGGCAAGCCUUUGGUGAUGCUAAAGUACACCCGUAUGAGAGUGAGGCCAUCAAAGCAGUUUCUAGCUAUCAGCACAAGUUUGGCCGUAACCCGUUAUUCCGGACCGAUGAUCUUCCAAGUCCGACACCAUCAGAAGACUCCAGUAAUGGCAAUGGCGAUAUCGGUGGAGAGGUUUCUAGCUCUUUUGUCACGAGUUCAAAGCCUGGAAGACCCGUGAUUUCUGGGAACAAUGUUCCUCUGCCAUCUAAUUCCAAUGCUAGAAACCUGCCCGGGACAAAAAUUACAUCUGAUCUGACUGUGAGACCUUCUGCAAAGAGCCGAGACCCGAGACUUCGGUUUGCAAGACCUGAUGGUGCUGCUGCUUUACCGACUAAUCAGAAUUCUUCGAACGAUGUUGGGAAUGUGUAUAAAGUGGAACCUUCUGGAAGUUUCAUCAGCUCAAGAAAAGUGAAAGCUGCUGAUGAGCCUCUCGUCGAUGGUCCUGCUUGGAAAAAGCAAAAGAACGGAUUGGAAAAUCAUGAAAAUGUUACGGAUGUGCCAUCCGACCCGAAAGCAAAAUCCAACGCCAUGACAAUGGAAAACAGAGCAACGAUUAUGACAAGAAAUUUCAUGCCCUGCAAUGGUGUUUCCAGCUCCUUACCAUCUCUUUUGAAGGAAAUUGCCGAUAAUCCUGCAGCGUUAUUGAAGCUCCUUAAGAUGGGAGAAAGGCAGAGAUUAAUCGAUAGUCCGCCCAAGAAGCCAACGGAUCCGAGAAGAGCAGCUCAACUUCCCGGUUCUUCGGUACAACCAGUUAGUGUACCCUUAGCUAAUCUGUCAAAGCCCGGAGGAGUGAAUCAAGAUUCAUCUCAAGCCAUCCCCUUAAAUGAAUCGGGGAAAAUACGCAUGAAACCACGAGAUCCUCGACGUAUUCUGCAUGGAGAUACUCUUCAAACGACCGGGAAUUUACUGGAAAAGCACCUCAAAGCAAGUGAAAACCCUACUUCUGGAACAAAGCCUGCAAUCACCCAGCUUGAUCAGCAGCAACAUUUCAGUGAUCUUGUCAAUGGCAAAGUGCCAGAUAUUUCAACCCAAUUCACCAAAAACCCGAAAAAUAUUUCCGACAUGGCUGCAGUCUCACAAGCUAGCAGUCCUCCAGCCACUCCCCAGAUUCCUCCUGCACAGUUUAAGACAGACAAAGAUACGAAUGUGAAACAGACAGACAAAGAUACGAAUGUGAAACAGACUUCAGUUUCAGCUUCGGUAAUGGCUGCAACCGGUCCUGUCCGUUCGGUGAACAGUUGGGGAGAUGUUGAACACCUUUUUGAAGGAUACGAUGACAAGCAAAAGGCUGCUAUCCAAAGAGAGAGGGCGAGGAGGUUAGAGGAACAAAAGAAAAUGUUCUCUUCUCGCAAGCUCUGUCUCGUCUUGGAUUUAGAUCACACCCUUCUUAAUUCCGCUAAGUUCAAUGAAGUUGACCCGAUCCAUGAUGAGAUACUGCGAAAGAAGGAAGAGCAAGAUCGAGGAAAACCAUAUCGACAUCUCUUUCGGUUCCCUCACAUGGGAAUGUGGACUAAAUUACGACCCGGGGUUUGGAAUUUCUUGGAGAAGGCAAGCAAGCUGUAUGAGUUGCACUUAUCGACAAUGGGUAACAAAUUAUAUGCUACCAAGAUGGCGAAAGUGCUCGAUCCAAAAGGGGUUCUGUUUAACGGUCGAGUUAUCUCGAGAGGCGACGAUGGAGAGCCUUUUGAUGGGGACGAGAGGGUUCCGAAGAGUAAGGAUCUCGAGGGAGUUUUGGGUAUGGAAUCGGCUGUAGUGAUCAUAGAUGACUCUGUCAAGGUUUGGCCUCACAACAAAAUGAAUCUAAUAGCUGUAGAAAGAUAUACAUAUUUUCCAUGUAGUAGACGGCAAUUUGGGCUUCCGGGUCCUUCUCUUCUCGAGAUCGAUCACGACGAGAGACCAGAGGAUGGCACAUUGGCAUCUUCGUUAGCGGUUAUAGAGAGAAUACAUCAAAAUUUCUUCUCUCACGCUUCGUUAGAUGAAGCAGACGUGAGAAAUAUUUUAGCUUCGGAGCAACGGAAGAUCUUGUCGGGUUGUCGGAUAGUAUUCAGUCGGGUAUUCCCGGUUGGAGAAGCGAGCCCGCAUCUGCAUCCCUUGUGGCAGACAGCCGAGCAGUUUGGCGCUGUCUGCACGACACAAAUAGAUGACAAUGUAACUCAUGUCGUGGCCAAUUCCCUUGGAACCGACAAGGUGAACUGGGCUCUAUCAAAAGGAAGAUUCGUUGUUCAUCCCGGGUGGGUCGAAGCAUCAGCUUUGCUUUACCGGAGGGCGAAUGAGCAUGACUUUGCCAUCAAACCGUAAAUAUACCGAGAGAGAAAAAAACGACGACGAUGACGAAAACGUAGCCGGGAUCAUAACGGUUUUCGCCCCGGCCACGGCCAUUGAACAUAGGAAAAUUCUUUAAACCCUAAGCAAUGGCAGAAACUAGUGAGAA